Molecule: messenger RNA, 4108 nt
Organism: Chelmon rostratus (copperband butterflyfish)
Lineage: Eukaryota; Metazoa; Chordata; Actinopteri; Chaetodontiformes; Chaetodontidae
Gene: atp2c1
Product: ATPase secretory pathway Ca2+ transporting 1
Exons: 27
Coding region: 36-2867 (943 amino acids)
Biological process (GO): calcium ion transmembrane transport; intracellular calcium ion homeostasis; manganese ion transport
Cellular component (GO): endoplasmic reticulum; Golgi membrane; plasma membrane
Molecular function (GO): P-type calcium transporter activity; ATP hydrolysis activity; ATP binding
Source: RefSeq, a predicted model, not a curated record
AGAGAAAAACGCUCAGCGGUGGGAUUUCACGGAAGAUGCUGAAGAAACGGGAGCUGCUGCUUUCCGAGAGACAACCCUCCAGUGAAGAUGAGACCAUGGUCCCGGUACUAACGUCCAGAAAAGCCAGCGAACUCCCUGUCCACGAAGUAGUGUGUAUCCUGCAGGCCGACCUGCAGCUGGGUCUGACCCAGGGGGAGGUGAGCCGGAGGAGAGCCUACCAUGGCUGGAACGAGUUUGACAUCAGUGAAGAGGAGCCUCUGUGGAAGAAAUAUAUCGCACAGUUCAAAGAUCCUCUCAUCCUGCUGCUGCUGGCGUCGGCCGUCAUCAGCGUUCUCAUGCACCAGUUUGAUGACGCCAUCAGCAUCACUGUGGCCAUCAUAAUCGUAGUGACCGUUGCUUUUGUCCAGGAGUACCGCUCAGAGAAGUCUCUAGAAGAGCUCGGGAAGCUGGUGCCUCCAGAAUGUCACUGUGUCAGGGAGGGGAACCUGGAGCACCUGCUGGCCAGAGAGCUGGUUCCUGGAGACACCGUCUGCCUGUCGGUGGGAGAGAGGGUCCCAGCAGACCUGCGCCUGUUCGAGUCGACAGACCUGUCUGUGGAUGAGUCCAGUCUGACGGGGGAGACCACCCCCUGCUCCAAGUACACCUACCACCAGCCAGCGACCACCAACGGAGACAUCGCCUCCCGCAGCAACAUCGCCUUCAUGGGGACUCUGGUGCGCUGUGGCAAAGCCAAGGGCAUCGUCAUAGGAACCGGAGAGAGCUCAGAGUUUGGGGAGGUGUUCAAGAUGAUGCAGGCAGAGGAGGCUCCGAAAACACCGUUACAGAAGAGCAUGGACCUGCUGGGGAAGCAGCUCUCGCUCUAUUCCUUCGGCAUCAUAGGGGUCAUCAUGCUGGUGGGCUGGAUGCAGGGGAAGAGGAUCCUGGACAUGUUCACCAUCGGCGUCAGCCUGGCGGUGGCUGCCAUCCCCGAGGGUUUGCCCAUCGUGGUGACGGUAACGCUGGCGCUCGGCGUGAUGCGCAUGGUGAAGAAAAGAGCCAUCGUCAAGAAGCUUCCCAUCGUAGAAACUCUGGGCUGCUGUAACGUGAUCUGCUCAGACAAGACGGGAACUCUGACGAAGAACGAGAUGACCGUCACUCAGCUGUUCACGUCAGAUGGACUGCACGCUGAGGUGACGGGCGUCGGCUACAACGGAGCGGGAGAAGUUUUACUGGACGGCGAGAUCAUCCACGGCUUCUCCUGCCCUUCGAUCAGCAAGGUCGUGGAGGUGGGCUGUGUGUGCAACGACUCCGUCAUCAGGAGUCACGCUCUGCUGGGACGACCGACGGAGGGAGCGCUCAUCGCUCUCGCCAUGAAGAUGGGGCUGGAGAGCCUCCAGCAGGAGUACGUCCGUCUGGAGGAGCAUCCGUUCACCUCAGAGCAGAAGUGGAUGGCUGUUCGCUGCGUUCACCGCACCCUACAGGACAAGCCUGGAGUUUACUUCAUGAAGGGAGCUUAUGAGCAGGUGAUCCGCCUCUGCAGCUCUUACAACAGCCGAGGAAGCACACUGUCACUGAACCACCAGCAGAGGGAGCUCUACCAGCAGCAGAUCAGCUACAUGGGCAGCGCCGGUCUGAGAGUCCUGGCGUUUGCGUCCGGCUCCGAGAUCGGGAGCCUGACCUUCCUGGGUCUGGUGGGCAUGAUCGACCCGCCCAGGUCAGGGGUCAAAGAAGCCGUGGGGACGCUCAUCAACUCCGGAGUCGCCAUCAAGAUGAUCACCGGAGACUCCCAGGAGACCGCCAUGUCCAUAGCCAGUCGUUUGGGUCUGUACUCUAAAGGCUGUCAGUGUUUGUCUGGAGAUGAGGUGGAUCAACUGGACCUGCAGCAGCUGUCUCACGUCGUCCCCAGAAUAGCCGUGUUUUAUCGAGCCAGUCCCCGACACAAGCUGAAGAUCGUCAAGUCCCUCCAGAACAUCGGCGCCGUGGUGGCCAUGACGGGUGACGGGGUGAAUGACGCCGUGGCUCUGAAGGCCGCCGACAUCGGCGUGGCGAUGGGCCAGACGGGCACCGACGUCUGCAAAGAGGCGGCCGACAUGAUCCUGGUGGACGACGACUUCCAGACCAUCAUGUCGGCCAUCGAGGAAGGAAAAGGAAUUUACAACAACAUUAAGAACUUUGUCCGCUUCCAGCUGAGCACGAGUAUUGCAGCUCUGACGCUCAUCUCCUUGGCAACGCUGAUGAACUUCCCCAACCCGCUGAACGCCAUGCAGAUCCUGUGGAUCAACAUCAUCAUGGACGGGCCUCCCGCUCAGAGUUUGGGAGUCGAGCCCGUGGACCGAGACGUGAUCAGAAAGCCUCCUCGCAACGUGAGAGACAGCAUCAUCACCCGCAGUCUCAUCAUCAAAGUGCUGGUGUCGGCGCUCAUCAUCGUCUGUGGGACGCUGUUUGUCUUCUGGAGAGAGUUGCAGGACAACGUGAUCACUCCUCGAGACACCACCAUGACCUUCACCUGCUUCGUCUUCUUUGACAUGUUCAACGCUCUGAGCUCCCGCUCUCAGACCCGUAUGGUCCACGAGAUGGGUCUGUGCAGUAACAGGACCUUCUGUUACGCCGUCCUGGCCUCCAUCAUGGGCCAGCUCCUCGUCAUCUACUUCCCUCCUCUUCAGAACAUCUUCCAGACGGAGAGCCUCAGCGUCUUCGACCUGCUGUUCCUGGUGACCCUCACCUCCUCGGUGUGUGUGGUGUCUGAAGCCAUCAAGAUGGUGGAGCGGUGGAGGGGAGGUGAGAGGAGCCCACCUGUCGACUGCUUCCAGGUGGUAUGCCCCCCCCCCCCCUCCCCGCGCUGUCCCGGCCGAAGGACACUGAGGUUUGGAGGAAGAGGAGGAGGAUGAGUGUGAUGGGUUUUGGGAUCUCACAGCCGAUGGCACUGACUAAUUAAGACUGUGAGGACUUGUGGGAUUUUCCUCAGGAGGGAGGAGAAACUCUGGUCUGGGACUGGAAGCUCCUGGCCUCAGGGGGGGACGGAGGGGGGCGAGUUAGCGGACUGGACUUUGAUUAAGCUGGGGGGAGAAGAUGGCUGCUGGGAGAUCUGACCCUGUAGUCUGCGUUUGGUCCAGUAGAGGGCGUUAAUAGCGAUCCACAAACCCGCCACAGACCGAGCACACCUUCCCCCGUGGACCAGUCUGCUCCUCGUUGUUUAGGACGUCCUCUGAAGAUUAGAGACGUGUAGUGUCUUCUUUUUUAAUCUGUCCUUUCGAAGGUGUUGACCACUGUCCGGUUUAAAUGCGACGGGACGACUUGUUUCGGUUCCUCUGUAGACGGCUUUGCAGUACAUGGUGGAGGUGUAACGGUGCACGAUUCACGUUUUUUUUUAUUUAUCUACUGAGACUUACUGAUCCUGAGUCUGCUGUAAAGACGAGCACUGAAACGUUAUUUAAAGAAAAGGCUAAAUGUUAGCGUGGCUGCAGGUUGAUCAUAAAGGAGCAUCACAGAGCACAUGAAGCUUUAAUCUGACGUCUGCGGCUCUCAGUAUGAAAAUGAAAUCAUUUAAUCAUGUCAUUGUUAUAAUAAUGGACAGGUGUCUCUCUGACUGACAGGUGUCUCUCUGACUGACAGGUGUCUCUCUGACUGACAGGUGUCCCUCUGACUGACAGGUGUCUCUCUGACUGACAGGUGCUCAUCAUCAAAACGACUGUUAAAACCUUCAGAUUAGAAUUUUUACCUGAUGAAGGGCUGAGCACCGAAACAGUUAAUGAGGUUCAUAUUAGAAACACGCUAAAAUCAGGCCAUAAUUCAUAUUCAUGUUCAACCCUGUCACGCACAGCGGUCACUACUACAUUCCCGACACUGCCACCCACUGGCCAGCCGAUGUAAGUGCAACACAAAUGUCUUAAAACCAGGACGGCCUGUGAAUGAUGAGCAGCUCAGGAAAACCUUGCCAGUCCUUCUAUAAUAGGAAACCUUUGCAGGUAAAUACAAUUUGGUAGCUUUAAGUAACACCUAAGGAGUAAUACGAUUGUUAAAAUUUCCAUUGGUGUGUUAAAUACAUAUUUCUUUAGCUGAAAAAAUUUGAAAAAAUUAAUUUCAACUUUUUAUUUUCAUGGCUGAAGGCUAAUAAAAACACUUGACUGAG